AUGAAGUUCUCUACUUUCGCUACGUUGAUCAGCCUUUCUGUAGUUUUCGCAGCAGUUCUCGAUACUAGGCAAGAAUGCUCCCAGAAUGACUGUUAUCGCGCAGUCUGGCGUGACGGCGGAUUACCUCGUACCAUUCAAGCUGGACAGGACUGCAAAGACUUCCUCACUACAAGCGUCAUCUGGAACCCGAUUACCACUCUUACGGUCAUUACUCGAACAACUUCUACCACAACGACGCCAUGCCUACCGACUUUGACACCCACUGCUACGAGUCUCAUAGCGCUCCCAACUUCGUCGGAAGAGAACAAAUUAUGGAUUCGACAAGUUCAGCCUACUGAUUGGUCUACAACGACUGUCUUCGGUUCUCAGCCUUCCUACGCCACACAAGACUGUAACCCACAAGCAUACUCAUCCGCAUGUGAGUGUGCGAACAUCACUACAGCUAUAGUCACCUAUCUCGGAACUGUAAGUCGUUUGCUGAAUUAG
This is a messenger RNA of Alternaria arborescens, 486 nucleotides long. RefSeq lists its product as hypothetical. Bases 1 to 486 code for a protein of 161 amino acids. The transcript has 2 exons. NCBI's taxonomy places the organism in Eukaryota, Fungi, Ascomycota, Dothideomycetes, Pleosporales, Pleosporaceae. The record is from RefSeq and is a predicted model, not a curated record.